AUGCCGGAUUUCGACAGCCAGGUCAUCCAACGGACCGAAGGUCCCACGAGUGCGAUGUGGGAACAGUACAAGCCCAUAAUCAGAGACCUGUAUAUCAAGCAGAACAGGCCGCUGAAGGAGAUUAUCUACAUCAUGAAGGUCACCCACGGGCUCAUUGCCAGCGUCAAGAUGUACAAGUAUCGUCUGAAGGCCUGGGGCAUCAGGAAAAACAGCCGCAGCACUGCGGCCAAACUAGAGCAACACAGGAAGGAUGGGACUCUCGUGAUGUCGACAUCGCAGCCAACGGAAACGGUCACUCGGACGCCGUCCCCGGCCGUCUACGCGACCGAUGGCGGCGUCCUGGAGAUGUCGCUAACGCAUGCGAUUCCGCUACAGAGCACCAGACACACCGAGCAGGUGCUCCGCAUGCUAAAUCGCUACUACGGCAACCUGCACGACCCAUCAGCCGUCAUCGCACCAUUUUGGUCCCCGGAGGAAAGGCGGCAGAACAUGAAAAUGCGGGGGCGCUCCAUCUUGGGCAUCACCUACGCCACAGUUCCCGGUAGCACCGAAACCAUGAAGUUGACCCGGCUCAUGUUUGACCAGAUCCCUCUCCUGGCCAAGCAGCGCGAGCGCUGGGCCAUCCCACACGGUCUUCACUCCAUGGACCGCCUCGCCCGCAUCCCAGGGGCGAGUCAAGUCGCCCGCCUGACACUCAACCUUACCCGCGACGCUGCUUGGGGCAAAAUCGGGCCCUGGCACCCGUUCGCCGUCAUAUGGACGCUCCUGCGAAACCACCAGGACCAGUGCGGAGAGGAGAUGAGCGCCGCGGCGGCGGCUAGGUCAGCAACCGACAGCGGCAGCAGCAAUAGUGGCUGGGUUCCCAGCCACAGCGGCGCCGGCGCCGGCACCGUGGUGGCGCCCGGGUUCGACCCAUGGACCCUCGAGGUGUUUGCCCGCUGUGUCGAUGACCACAUGCGAGCCCACCACGGGAUUCUCGAUCCUAUAUACCUGGAGACACACCUGCGCAUGCGCAAAAACGACUGCACCCCCGACGAGUACGCCGCCGAGGUCCACAGCCUGCUUGCCCAGGGCGCACGCCGCGACGACGUUUCGUCAAUACUCGAGUCCGUCUUUGCCGAGGAGCUGUUCAAGGAGUCCAUGUUCAUUGAGCUGCGCAGCUUCUUCCAGCUCGAGGCCGAGGAGCAACAGCGCGGGAGGCCCCAGUACCAGCGCCACCACGGCCUCGCCACCAUAUCGGUCCUGCCAUCGGCAGCGCCGUCACCACUCCCACCGCCACCGGUGUCAUAUCUCCCACCAACGCCGCCCUCGACAUCGCCGCCGGGCAACCACAACCACCACCACCGCUACGCUGUCGGUGGCGUGCCCUUCCGCGAGAGGAGGAGCGCCACGCCGCCGCCACCGCUGGGGCAGUCCUACGUCACGACCUCAAAUCCGGCGUACCCCCGCGUCGUCGACCUCACCGCCGACUGCGACAGCGAGCAGGAUGGCGCGGGGCUGCAGAUGCAACCCCAGCUGGACCUCAUCGACACCCUGAUCGGGCUCAUCGGGCGGCUGCAGCUGGGCGCCCGGGCGGGUGGGCUCAGCCUCAACGAGCUCGCCGACAUCAAGGCCGAGGGUGCCUGGAUGCUCCACACAUCGGAGCCGCCACUCCCCAUGUCAGUCGCUGACGUGGCGCCCGUCUACUACGCCAUGACCCCGCCUUGCUCGUGAGGUUCUGGCGGGCUACCUCCGCCCGUCUUCUGUCUUCUAUGUGUUUUUUUCUUUUUACGAACCGCCAUCUUCAUGACAAACCCUCGCCCAUGACCCCAUUUUCUCUACUGUCUAGCCUAUCAUCCGUCAUGUUGGUGGCAUCUCUCUCUAAUUCUUCUGUACUUAGGCCGACCUUUUCGUCGUCGGCUUUUUUUGCAACUGGCGUUCUGGGGUAGAUUUGGUAUCAUCGGUCUAGGGAACGCUGGGGGUAGUACCCUGUCAUUCUCUCCCCAUAUUCUCUCCUUUUUAGAAACCAAGAGAGGUAAAGGCUUGCUCUCCCUCAUUAUACCGGUUUCUAUGGCAUCUGUCAGGCCAGGUUGUCACCGUCAUGCGACAAGGACGGUUUUUUUUUUUUUUUGGAUCGCAGAUAUCUAGAGCCCACCCUUUCCUCGACGUCUUUGAGGCGUUGAAUUUGAUCGCUCUACUAUGAUUUGAUCGCCAACAAGCAAUAUCACUCCCCGAAUCAGGCUGCUGCUACACCUUAUCGUCCCCAUGCCUGCUUUGGCACCGCCGCUCGCUGCUUUUGUCACGUUUUGGUCAACUAAAAAACAUCGAG
This is a messenger RNA of Gaeumannomyces tritici R3-111a-1, 2308 nucleotides long. RefSeq lists its product as hypothetical. The transcript is spliced from 2 exons. NCBI's taxonomy places the organism in Eukaryota, Fungi, Ascomycota, Sordariomycetes, Magnaporthales, Magnaporthaceae. The coding region runs from base 1 to 1713 and encodes 570 amino acids. The record is from RefSeq and is a predicted model, not a curated record.